UAGCACAUAACAAUGGUACACUAGUACUAAAAACUACAAUCACAAACUUAACGAUUUUUUGUGACAGAUUCACAAAGCAAAAUAAUAGAUAUCACAAUUUUGAAAAUAGGAUUUAUAUAUUAGGACAUCCCUAGUUUAGUUAAACAGAUAGACGCGUGCGCGAACUGCAUAACUGACAAAUGCCCAUACAUACAACAACUAGUAAUUCCAACUCUUGAUCGAUGCUACAGCAGUAUACAGUAAAAUGUAUGUUGUAGGCGUAAAAUCAUCUAAAGAAUAUUUAUAUCUACUGUCUAUAGAUGAUCUCCCGAAUGAGAUCUUUGAGAAAAUCAUAACCCACCUUAACGUAGAAGACCGCAAAGUUGCUUCUCGUGUCAGUAACCGAUGGGCCCAAUUUGCCUUUUCUCGGAUAACGCUGGUAGAUGUUCUAUUAGAAGUAAAUUGUUCCAAACUUAGUCCCAGGGAUUAUUGGAUUGUUCUCAAAAAUAGUUCGCGUUGCUAUAGGAAUCUCGUACUGAAGUUUUCGGAGGACGACGAAAAAUAUUUACUUAAGAUAUUAGAUAAAUUCCAAAACAGUUUAGAGUACGUCAGUAUCGAACAGGAUGCCGACGCUCGUCUGUUGCACACCGAAAUUUCCUCCGAAUAUUUUGUACAAUUUAUGAACAAAUUGGUCAACGUGAAAAAUCUUCUCAUAAAAACCAUGCUGGAGAUAGAAGAUAAUGUCGCGGGGCAUGUAGAGCUCCCGAUAUUGCCAAAACUGGAAGCAAUAUGUUUUUAUACACAUGGAUUGGAAAAAGAUUGGAUUGAUUGGUCUAUCAUCACACCAAAAAUUAAAAGCAUCGGGAUACCAAUAGCAGAUGGUCAAGAAGGAUUUCCUAGCAUAGUAACCAAUUUUAUCAAUCAAAUUUCACAUCUUUGUGUCGAUGCGCGAUUUGUUGAACGCGAUCAACUGAAUUUCUGUAUGGCAAAUUUUCCUCAUUUAACAAAAUUUCGACUUCUGUUUCCUAUCAGUAAUCCAUCGGCAAAUAAACAUAUCCGAUAUUUCAUCGAAACUUGUUCCAAUUUGACUGAAAUAUGUCUUUUCGAUAAUAUUAUUUGUUGCGAUACGCUUCAAAUCAUAGCCAAAUACUGUACCCAAUUAAAAACCGUCAACUUGGAUGCCAAUGAAGUUCCCCCCACAACAUUUACGAUUUUAUCGCAAUUGACCCGCUUGAGCAAAUUGAUACUACAUAAGAUGACUGUUGAUUCAGCUAUGAUUACUAUGGCAGGAUGUUUUCCUUCUUUAUACCAACUAACUUUCCUAUCAGUACGCGUCAAUACUCCAGACGCUUUUUUCGAGAAACUGCACCAGAAAAUGCCGCAAUUGUCCAAUUUUGAAUUAUUGGAUCGUUUUCGUUUCGGUAUCAAUAAUUUGAAUCAAAAUGGUGUUGUGCAGGCAGUUUGUAGAAAUUUAACCAACCUCAGGCGACUAGCACUUGUUGAUUGGGCAAUACUCGAUGUAUCCAUUUUUGAUUUACUAACCUUACUGGGCAAACUUACGGAGUUAAGAUUGAAAUGCAUUGGACUUAAUACCAACAAACUGAUCCCUGCUUGCCCGACUAUCAAACGAUUGAUAUUAGACGCUGAUUCGUUGAAGCCCACAGAUGUGAUACCCCCCGACAAUCGCCAUCCAUUGGAGCAUGUGAUGUCAAUAGGGUUUCCUAAUUUAAAAACGUUGGAGCUACGCAAAUCUUUUCUCGAUAGAACAAGAUUCUCCGAACAAGAGGUUGAUACACUUCAUGCAUCGAUGCCAAAUUGUACAUUCUAUCGCAAAACUAGAUUAAAGAUGGCUGAUAACGAUUACACUGCGUUGAUGUAGUAUAAAAUUACUCUACUAAUUAAAAAACAACAA
This is a messenger RNA of Topomyia yanbarensis, 1891 nucleotides long. RefSeq lists its product as uncharacterized. NCBI's taxonomy places the organism in Eukaryota, Metazoa, Arthropoda, Insecta, Diptera, Culicidae. Gene Ontology annotation, molecular function: protein binding. Gene Ontology annotation, biological process: SCF-dependent proteasomal ubiquitin-dependent protein catabolic process. The record is from RefSeq and is a predicted model, not a curated record. The coding region runs from base 245 to 1858 and encodes 537 amino acids. Gene Ontology annotation, cellular component: SCF ubiquitin ligase complex. The transcript is spliced from 4 exons.